Prosopis cineraria is the source of this 4146-nucleotide messenger RNA. Its product is annotated as DNA-directed RNA polymerase III subunit 2. The record is from RefSeq and is a predicted model, not a curated record. Gene Ontology annotation, cellular component: RNA polymerase III complex. Gene Ontology annotation, biological process: DNA-templated transcription. Gene Ontology annotation, molecular function: DNA binding; DNA-directed RNA polymerase activity; ribonucleoside binding. NCBI's taxonomy places the organism in Eukaryota, Viridiplantae, Streptophyta, Magnoliopsida, Fabales, Fabaceae.
UCUAGAAUUUAAUUAUAGAGAAGGGUUUAAGAAGGGUUUUAAUGGACCUCUGCCGCUCAAUUACUCAACAGUGUAACGGAAUUUGAGAGAAGGCGUCUUCAGAAAACUUGGAAGAGGAUUGUGAGCGAGGACUCGCUGAUCAACCUUACUUAUUCCUAGAGAAGAGAACAACCUUGUGACUGAUUGAUUAUGGGACUGAAUCCGACAUCAGAAGAAGCUUUGAAUCGGAAUGAACCGGCUGGUAUUGAUAAGCAAUUUCUUGCUGCACCUAUAAAAUCAGCUGUUGACAAAUUUCAGCUUCUUCCUGAGUUCCUGAAGGUGAGAGGAUUGGUGAAACAGCACUUGGAUUCCUUUAAUUAUUUUGUAAAAACUGGAAUUAAGAAAAUAGUUCGAGCUAAUGACCGUAUCGUGGCGUCAAAGCAUCCUGGUAUAUAUUUAAGGUUUAAGGAUGUUAGAAUUGGUGAGCCUUCAAUUAUAGUAGAUGGAAGUCCUGAGAAAAUUACACCUCAAACAUGCCGCUUAUCUGACCAGACAUAUGCUGCUCCAAUAUUGGUUAAUGUUGAGUAUAUUGAAGGAAGCCCUGGUCAGAUGACUAAAAUGGAGAAAGAUGAUGUUAUUAUUGGGAGAAUGCCAAUCAUGUUACGAAGUUCUUGCUGCGUCCUCCAUGGGAAAGAUGAAGCUGAACUUGCAAAACUUGGUGAGUGUCCUCUUGAUCCUGGUGGGUAUUUCGUAAUCAAAGGGACAGAGAAGGUGAUUUUGAUACAAGAGCAACUUUCAAAGAAUAGAAUAAUUAUUGACACAGACAAGAAGGGGAACAUUACUGCAUCUGUUACAAGCAGUACAGAAGCAAUAAAAUCCAAAACAGUUGUUGUGAUGGAAAAUGAGAAGAUUUGGCUGCAAUUGAAUCAAUUUCCUAAAAAGGUCCCUAUUAUGAUUGUAAUGAAAGCUAUGGGGAUGGAGAGUAGAGGAGUGAUCGGAGGUUUACAAAUGCUCGGAAGAGAUCCCCGUUAUAGCUCACUACUUUUGCCGUCUAUUGAGGAAUGUGCAAAAAAUAGCGUAUACAAAAGAGCAAGCCUGGAGUAUCUUGAGUCAAAGGUCAAGAAGUCCAUGUUUGCAAGCGAUUCAUCUGAAAGGGAUGGCAGAGCAUACUGUGUCCUGAGAGAUGUAUUUCUUGCAAAUGUACCGGUGCGUCAAAAUAAUUUUAGACCAAAAUGUAUAUAUGUUGCUGUUAUGAUCAGACGCAUGAUGGAUGCUAUUCUAAACAAGGAUACGAUGGAUGACAAGGAUUAUGUGGGGAACAAACGGCUGGAGUUAUCUGGCCAAUUGGUAUCUCUUCUUUUUGAGGAUCUUUUCAAGACGAUGAUGAGUGAAGCUAGGACAAAGGCUGAUAAAGCCUUGGAGAAGAACAAGACUAGCCGCUUUAACUUUUGUCAAUAUAUUUCUAUAGACACUAUCACAAAUGGUCUGGAGAGGACUCUCUCCACUGGUAAUUUUGACGUCAAAAGGUUCAAGAUGCACAGAAAAGGGAUGACCCAGGUGUUAGCUAGGUUAUCAUUUAUAGGGACCUUGGGGCAUGUGACAAGAAUCUCUCCACAGUUCGAGAAAUCCAGGAAAGUAAGUGGACCUAGAGCUUUGCAGCCUAGCCAGUGGGGAAUGCUUUGUCCCUGCGAUACUCCAGAAGGUGAGGCUUGUGGACUGGUGAAAAACCUGGCUUUGAUGACUCAUGUUACUACUGAUGAAGAGGAGGGCCCCUUAAUUUCUCUGUGCUAUUCUUUGGGUGUUGAAGACUUGGAAUUGCUCUCUGGGGAAAGCUCCCACAACCAAAUUUUUUCUUGUGUUUUCUGCGAUGAGAAGUUGAGGAGGGCUGGAAAAAUUGGCGAGUUUGUAAGUGUUUUUGUCAAUGAAAAGCAGGAUCUUAUUAUCAAUGAUGUAGUGAUAUCCUCUAGCCAUCCCCAUUAUCUGGAAAGAGAGGUGGUUAUUGCCAUUGCGUGUGUUUAUUUAGCUUCUGAUGGCGGUAGAGUUUGUCGUCCACUUGUCAUUGCUGAUAAGGGCAUAUCUAGAGUCAAAGAGCAUCAUAUGAAGGAGUUAAUGGAUGGAGUGCGUACAUUUGAUGAUUUUUUACGUGAUGGUUUGAUUGAGUAUCUUGAUGUUAAUGAGGAAAACAAUGCUUUGAUUGCUUUAUAUGAAGGGGAUGCUACCAAAACUACUCAUAUUGAAAUUGAGCCUUUCACCAUCUUAGGGGUUAUUGCAGGGCUGAUUCCUUAUCCUCAUCAUAAUCAGUCACCCCGAAACACUUAUCAGUGUGCAAUGGGAAAACAAGCUAUGGGGAAUAUUGCUUACAAUCAGCUGUGCCGGAUGGACACCUUGUUGUACCUACUUGUAUCCUCAACGACCCUGCUAACUACAAGGACAAUUGAGCUGGUUGGGUAUGAUAAGCUUGGAGCCGGCCAGAAUGCCACCGUGGCUGUUAUGAGCUAUAGUGGUUAUGACAUAGAGGAUGCAAUUGUCAUGAACAAGGCAUCUCUUGAUCGUGGUUUUGGCCGUUGUAUUGUUAUGAAAAAGUACACUGCUAUUAAUCAAAAAUAUGAUAAUAACACAUCAGAUAGGAUACUUAGGCCCGAUAGAACUGCAGAUAAUGCAGGGCGUAUGCAGAUACUUGAUGAUGAUGGGCUAGCUGCACCUGGGGAAAUUAUAAGGCCAAAUGACAUAUAUAUCAAUAAACAAUCCCCUAUCAACACAAAGACACAAAGGAUGGGAUCUGCUGCAAGUUUGCCUGAUAGUGCAUAUCGGCCUAGUAUACAAACAUUCAAAGGUCCAGAAGGAGAAACUUGUGUAGUGGAUAGAGUGGUUCUGUGCUCUGAUAAAAAUAACAACAUGUGUAUCAAAUUUUUGAUCCGUCAUACUCGUAGGCCAGAGCUUGGUGACAAAUUUAGCAGCAGACAUGGCCAGAAAGGUGUUUGUGGAACAAUUGUCCAGCAGGAAGACUUUCCGUUUUCUGAGCGUGGCAUUUGUCCUGAUCUGAUUAUGAAUCCUCAUGGAUUUCCUAGUCGUAUGACAGUUGGAAAGAUGAUAGAGCUGCUUGGAGGAAAGGCAGGGGUUUCAUGUGGCAGGUUCCAUUAUGGAAGCGCAUUUGGAGAAAGAAGUGGCCAUGCUGACAAGGUUGAAACUAUAAGUGAAACUCUUGUGAAGCAUGGCUUUAACUACAGCGGGAAAGACUUCAUUUAUUCAGGUAUUACGGGUUGCCCAUUGCAAGCAUAUAUUUUUAUGGGGCCUAUUUACUACCAGAAAUUAAAACACAUGGUGCUCGAUAAGAUGCAUGCUCGAGGAAAUGGUCCACGUGUCAUGCUGACUCGACAGCCUACAGAAGGGAGGGCCAGGAAUGGAGGUCUACGGGUUGGUGAAAUGGAACGUGAUUGUUUGAUUGCUUAUGGUGCUAGUAUGUUGAUUUAUGAGAGGCUUAUGUUAUCAAGUGAUCCUUUUGAAGUUCAGGUCUGUAGAAAGUGUGGCAUGUUAGGGUAUUACCACCAUAAGCUGAAAACUGGAAUUUGUUCAUUUUGUAAAAAUGGAGAUAAUAUUUCUACUAUGAAACUACCAUAUGCUUGCAAGCUCUUGAUACAGGAGCUUCAAUCAAUGAAUAUUGUUCCCCGCUUGAAACUGGCAGAGGCAUAAGGAGUCUAGAUUCUCAUCUGGGUCUUGUCCUAGACUCUUUAGGUGUACUAAAAAGAAUCCUCUGGCAACUCCACAUUUUUGGGUCUUUUCAUGUCAAGAAUUUACUCUGUUGCCGUAUUUUUGUCUGAGCGUUGUGGACAAAAAAAGCCAGGAGAUAUUGCAUUGGUGAGUCACAAGAUAAUGAGCUGCUUCUUGCAAUGUAAAUUCAAAUGUAAGCGAUGGUUUAUUCUGGAGUGAAGUGAAGGGACUUGUCGGCAGUAUGUUCCAUCCAAAAUUGAAGAGAGAAAUAGAAAGAGGAAGUUUCAUUUUAUCCCAAAUAAUCUUGUUAUUUUACAUUAGGGGUUUUGAAUUUUGAAAUUGUCUUGAAGAAUGUAAUGACAAAAAUAUCAGCUCGAGGUCCCAAAUUGUAUAUAUCAAAAUUCAAGUACUUUCAGUAUAAAAUUUUAGUUUUAAAUAUAUUUGAUUUGAAGUCUUCAA